This is a messenger RNA of Lactuca sativa (garden lettuce), 765 nucleotides long. RefSeq lists its product as uncharacterized. Lineage: Eukaryota; Viridiplantae; Streptophyta; Magnoliopsida; Asterales; Asteraceae. The record is from RefSeq and is a predicted model, not a curated record.
AUGGUUAUUGUUUUGCGAUAUGUUGAUAGUCUUGGCUUUGUGAAAGAAAGAUUCAUAGGCAUUGUGCACGUGAAUGAUAUAUCCUCUUUGUCACUCAAAAAUGCCAUAAAUGAAGUAAUUACAAGCAACGAGUUGAGUUUUAGUCAGAUAAGAGGACAAGGUUAUGAUGGGGCUAGCAAUAUGUGGGGGGAAUUCAAUGCAAAGAAGCAUGGCGGUGUUAGUGACUUUUUUGAACAAAUUUCGUUGGCGGUUAAUGUUGUUUGUGCCUUGUGUAAAAUAAAAGACUUGCUAUGGGAACAAGCAAGAGAAAUGGUGCAAAAAGGUUUAUGUAGUGGUGAACUUGAAACCGAGAGAGGGUUAAAUCAAGAGACUACAUUUGUUCGAGCGGGAGAUACAAGAUGGGGUUCACAUUUCAACACACUCACAAGUUUAAUGAAGUUGUUUGCAGAUGUUCUUGUAGUUUUAGAAUUUGUGAAAGUGGAUAGAGGGUCAUUGGCAAACCGUCAACAAGCGUCCGAAAUCUUAGCAUAUUUUAAAUCUUAUGAGUUCGUGUUUUACUUAUAUAUGAUGUAUGAUAUUUUACGCCUCACAGGUACAUUAUCAAAGCAACUUCAAAAAAAAGAUCUAGACAUUUUAGAAGCAACUUCAAUGGUUAAAGGGACAAUGGACGCAUUGCAAUCUUUAAGAGACACGAGGUUUGCUAGCAUUUUGCCAAAGAUAUCCUCUUUUUGUCAAACACUCAAUAUUGCUACUUUGGAAAAUUGA